CUUUACCGGCUGAUGCCACUCCUUUAGAAAAGACUAAAUACAAUAUUUGCCAAAAUAUUCUUCGCUAUCAAAGAGAAAAUCAUUUAUCGGAUAAAGAAAUUGCUAAAAGAAUCAAUUUAACUCAGGCUGAAACUGAGGAUAUUCUCUUUUGUCGCAUUCCUUACUUUACUCUUGACCGCUUAAUGACUUAUGCUAGUCAAAUCUUUGAACCCUUAGAGGUAAAAGUAAUCCAAGCCAAAAGUAAAGCAAACAUUCCUCAUUCCAAUCCCCGCCUUAGUUUAAAAAAUGGUGUUAAAGCAAGAAAAAACCUGAGACAUUUAAAGCAUGGUAUUACUAGAAAUAUCAUUAAAUCAGUAGUAAAAAGAUUAGAUGGUGAAGAUUUAAAGUCUAGAAAAAGACACGAAAUAGAAGAAAAUAUGACACAUAAUGCAAAAACAAUCGAGGAACUAUUCACCAAUGCCGCUUCUUUGCGAAUAAGUCAGAAACAAAGAGGCGAUGAUCGUUAUAAGAGAGAUGCUGGUUUAGCCCACAACUUGAAAGAAGAUUGUCAAACUCUUGCUAGAUUCUUUGAUGAUGUUACAGAAUUGAAAAAUGCCAAAGUAAAGUUAACAACUUUCAAUAAUCAAGAGGAGUUUGAAAAUAAUAAACAAAGUCUCCUUAACAAAGUUAAUCAAGCACUUAGUGGUCUGCAAAUGAAAACGGGCGAUGAUUUCCGUCGAGAGGUGGAAGCCUUAAAAGUUGACAUUGAGAGAGUUGCUUAUAGUGAAGCCAAGGAAUUACAGAAAUUAAAUCAAGAAGAAAGAAAAUUACAAAAAGAGAUAGAAGAAAAUGAAAGAAAAGCUCGAGAAAAGAAGAAACAACUUAAAUCAUCUAAUUUAGGAGACAAUUUUAGUCCUGAUAAGCACAUUAAUGACUUUAUGCAAGCGAUAAAAGACAAGUUGGAUAAUAAGCCUCCAAGGAGGAAAAAACAACCCACCAGUCCUAAUAAUGUUAAUCUUCCGGGCGGUUCAACAAGCCCAAACACUCCUAAUCCCCUAGAUCCAUUUAAACCUAACACUAGUGCUAACCAAAACUUCUUCCAAAACAACCAGCAACUAAUCAUGAUUGCCGGUCUAGCCGAAAUUAAAAAUAAACUUGGUGAAACUACCGAGCAAAUCGAAGCGACUAUUGCUCCUCUUUACACUAAUUUAGAAUCCUGA
This is a messenger RNA of Funneliformis geosporum, 1199 nucleotides long. Lineage: Eukaryota; Fungi; Glomeromycota; Glomeromycetes; Glomerales; Glomeraceae. The record is from the annotation of a GenBank genome assembly.